AUGGCGAAGGAAGUUUCUGGAGAAUAUGGUUCAAUGUUUGGACCACCUUCUCAACCGGUUUAUAACUGUUGCGCUGGAGAAAUCUCAAACAACCUAACGAAUACUUAUACAAAUUUUACAUCGAUUUCACCCAAAUCCGAUUCUUCGCACAGUAAAAAUGCCCAACCCCAGGAAUUCGCAUCAACGACUCAGGUGUUUAAACAUUCUUUAAUAGAGUCAACAGCGCCUCAAAUCACGCAGACUAUAAUCGCAGGAGAAUGCUGUAGCGAGUGUUGCCCAGUGGCUGCUGCACAAGCUGCUGCAUCUAGUCGAGAAAUAGAAUCCGAACAAACCACGAAUAAGCAAGAUCUAUCGAAUAGCCCUCAUCAAUCUUGCCUUAUACAAACCACGAACAAUUGUGAUAAAGAGUCUCGACGAUCAUCAGCUUUUCGUUCUAUAGUGUCUCUUCCACUUCCUAAUACACUCCAAGAGGGCUUUGUUUCAAUAUGUGUUUCCAACGAUCAGAAGGACUCUACGACUUCGGCUCAUGGGUUAAAUGAAUUUUCUUUUGUAGUAUCUAAUUUCAAAAAAGUUGGACUUCGAAGAAAAACCAUUCCCGAAGUUUCAAAGAGUUUCGAUCCACCUAAUAUUAGUAACUCUUCAACAAAUUCACAGGAUGUGGUUUCACAGAACACUAGUUUAACUCAUAAUUUUGAUCAGAAGUCGAAUAUAAUUGGAAAAAAUGAUGAUGACACGUUGUGCGAAUUACCUUCUCAAUCAUCGUCCGAUAUUGGAGAUGUAACAGCAUCACCAUCAUCCAAAGACUUGAGUUCUGUAGCGGGGACCAAAAGAAAACAUGAAGAAAUCAUUGAUGAGACACGAUGCCUUUGGGCAACGUGUGCAGCAGUAUUUAGUUCCAUUGAUGACCUAAUACCACAUCUUUCAAAGUUGCACGUGGCUGGUCGUAGUAAGGGCAACUUGUGCCGGUGGGCGUCGUGUUCCAAGGAAAAGGAAGGAAGCGAUGAGCUGAUUCAACAUUUAUUCUCAGAUCAUCUAAGAACGCAAAAUCCACAACACGGAUGCAAGUGGCAAGGAUGCUAUUUACGAUUUGUGACAUUCGAAGAGUUGACAGGUCACGUUAGCGAAGGUCACAUUGGUUGUGGUAGAAGUGAAUAUAUUUGUUAUUGGGAACAAUGCGACCGAAAAGGACGCCCAUUUACGCAACGUCAAAAGGUCAUGAGGCACAUACAAACUCACACAGGUAACAAUUCUAUGAUAAUGAAUGAAUUUAUUCCUUUGGUAUCGGUCACAUUUACUCAAACUCAAACAUUCUCCACAGGAGAUAAGCCGUAUCAAUGUACCAUUUGCAAAAAAAGAUUUUCAGAAGCCAAUAUAAUGACCCAACACAUGAGAACACAUACUGGUGAAAAGCCCUAUAAGUGCCCAGAACCUGAAUGCGACAAGACGUUUUCGAUUUCCGGGGCUCUUACCAUACAUUUGCGUGUACACACGGGUACUUGA
This is a messenger RNA of Acaulospora morrowiae, 1500 nucleotides long. Lineage: Eukaryota; Fungi; Glomeromycota; Glomeromycetes; Diversisporales; Acaulosporaceae. The record is from the annotation of a GenBank genome assembly.